AUGGUCCCGAGGGCCUUUGUCGGUGGGUCAGAAAGAAGGGGAAGGAGGGGUUCCGAUGGGGUGAACAAGGAUUUGGGUUUUGGGGAGGGCCGAUGGCCGGUGAGGAAGAUGGAGGAGGGCGUUGCAGCGGCGACGGUGGUGGGUGGCGUAGUGGCGGCGAAGCGAGGGCGGAGCGCGAGGGCGGAAGCUUCGGUGGCAUUGACGGCGAAGGCCGAGGGUGGUGGCCGCAGUCGGGGAAGCGCUGCGGUCGGCCAAAGCGGCGGUGGAGAUGGUGCUGGCGGAGAUGGGAGCGGCGGCGGGUGGACGGCGCACGGCGGACGGCGGAGUGGCGAAGGUGGCGGAGACUAUGGGGGUGACAGCGACGUGGAGCGAACGACAGGAGAAGGUGAACAGACAAUUGCAACAGAUAUAGGCCACUUCACCUCACAGCCAUUAAAAAUAAACUAUUUUGAUUGUCUACAGCCACAAUCAUGA
Messenger RNA from Phoenix dactylifera (date palm), 474 nucleotides. Lineage: Eukaryota; Viridiplantae; Streptophyta; Magnoliopsida; Arecales; Arecaceae. The record is from RefSeq and is a predicted model, not a curated record.